UCUCUGAUUUUUGCUGUUUGCCGUCAUCCUUGGGAUAAAACAUUUUCGUAUUAUAUUGUUACUUUUACGAUACAGUGAAACUCUGAAACAUGUCUGACAACGAUGACGAUUAUAAUAUGUGCGAGGAAGAGGAGGACUAUGGCUUGGAAUACUCGGAAGACAGCAACUCUGAACCGGACGUGGACUUGGAGAACCAGUACUACAACAGCAAGGCGUUGAAGGAGGACGAGCCGCUGGCCGCGCUGCUCAGCUUCCAGAAGGUUCUGGAGCUAGAGGGCGGCGACAAGGGGGAAUGGGGGUUCAAAGCCCUGAAACAGAUGAUUAAGAUUAAUUUUAAAUUAAAUAAUUUUACAGAAAUGAUGGCAAGGUACAAGCAACUCCUCACAUACAUCAAGAGUGCAGUCACAAGGAACCACUCUGAAAAAUCUAUCAACUCAAUUCUGGACUACAUUUCCACCUCCAGAAAUAUGGAACUAUUACAAGACUUUUAUGAGACCACACUUGAAGCGCUAAAAGACGCGAAAAACGACAGGCUGUGGUUCAAGACCAACACAAAACUGGGCAAGCUUUACUAUGAUAGAGGAGACUUCAACAAAUUAGCUAAAAUAUUAAAACAGUUGCAUCAAAGCUGCCAGACAGAUGAAGGUGAAGAUGAUCUUAAGAAAGGCACACAGCUUCUAGAAAUCUAUGCCUUGGAGAUUCAAAUGUACACAGCUCAGAAAAAUAACAAAAAGUUGAAGGCUCUCUAUGAACAGUCCCUGCACAUCAAAUCGGCGAUACCGCAUCCGCUAAUCAUGGGUGUAAUUAGAGAAUGUGGAGGCAAAAUGCACUUACGCGAAGGUGAAUUCGAGAAGGCGCACACAGACUUCUUUGAAGCCUUCAAGAACUAUGAUGAGUCUGGCAGCCCAAGAAGAACCACCUGUUUGAAAUAUUUAGUUUUAGCUAAUAUGCUCAUGAAAUCUGGCAUCAAUCCGUUUGAUUCUCAAGAAGCUAAGCCUUACAAAAAUGAUCCUGAAAUCCUUGCUAUGACUAACCUCGUGAUGGCCUACCAGAACAACGAUAUUAACGACUUUGAGUCCAUACUCAAGCACAAUAGGAACAACAUUAUGGACGACCCAUUCAUUAGAGAACACAUAGAGGAUCUCCUGAGGAACAUCAGAACACAAGUGCUGAUCAAACUGAUAGGCCCUUACACUAGAAUUCAUAUACCAUUUAUUUCCAAGGAGCUAAAUAUUGACGAGAAGGAAGUGGAAAAUCUGCUUGUCACCUGUAUUUUAGACAACACAAUCAGCGGUCGCAUCGAUCAAGUGAACUCGGUGCUGGAACUGGGAGGGGGUGCGGGCGGCGCGGGCGGCGCUAUGCGCUACUCCGCCACCGACAAGUGGACGGCGCAGCUUGCCGCGUUACACCGCGCGCUCGCCAACAAAAUGGCCUAGCCCGGUGCCGCGCCGGUGUCACGUCGGACUUGAAGUUGCAACGGCAACGGAUCAGUGCUCAGUGCUAAUGUUUAUAUUAUUCGUACACAAUAGAAAUGAACGGAAGACAAUCACAUUCGUGUACUUCGCUUUGUAUACCCACGCUCGGCGGUCGCGCUAAGCAGGAUCACCUGCCAUGCAGCACGUAACGUAGUAUGUAACGUAACCAACCAAAUGAGUACGGCUCGUCCACGGUCACCGCGUAUCUGGCUGCGAGCUCCUGAAUCCUACUGCGAGCCGCCUUUGUGCUCGCAGUGAUACCGCCACUAGGCGGGUCGCUGCGAUCUCCCUGCGAACCACGCGCGAGCAGCAGGCUCGUGCCUUGAUACAGUAUCUGAUACAUUACAUCAAUGCUACACGGCUAGAUGAGUACCCUGCUUAGGACUGACAGUGGCGGCCGCACAUUAGUCGCUAAAACUCAUUUGUUACAAAGUCAUGCUUUCACAGCGCGAGUCUCAAGCGGACGGCACUCACGCUCGUACUGGUCCGAGACAACGUGUAAAUGAGCGGUGUCUAUGUGUGCGUUAGUCGAGCGCACUUUGUAUGUACAUUGUCUUUUGUUCAUAUCUGUUUUGUGGUACUUCUCUGAUACAGGUUAAUUCACAAUCAAUUGCCCCCGGAAAGAUCUGUCUAACCUGGCAGCAAGUUAUUGAAACACUUUUUUACGCUAAACUGAUAGCUGUACACUGAAACGGCACUAGGUACUAACGUUUUUUAAAGAAAGUGAAAGUGUACAUCUCCUAUAUUUAUCACCAUAAACUUGCAUCCAUUGGUAUGGAUAGGAAACGCAUCUAUUUAUUGAAACUAUUUUAUUGGUUUACGAGCCAUUAACGUAGCGUGUAUGAACUAAAAUUCUCAUGCAUGAGAUUAAAACACAAAAAUUACGAUACAAACUGGCACUUGGUAUUUUUAAAAUCAGUGCUAGUUGGUUCUUGUCCCUUCCAUGCAAAUGGAUACAAGUUUGCUACUGAUCUUAGCAAUGCAAUUCAAUUUAUAAUUGAAUGCAGGCUUUAUACUCACGUCAUAGACAUUUUACCAGAUUAAAUGACGGUAAAGAUAAGUGGACUGAAGAGUAAUCAUUAUACUCCUGAAGGUUUUAUAUUCAAUUGAACACUAUCCCGGUUAUUAAAUACACUAAACAAUAGCAAAUUCAAUGCCCUGUUAUAACGUCGCGCGUCGCCCAUUCAACAAAUGCAAGCAAUAUUAAUUUAUAUGGCAAGUCUGUUACCCACUUUUAUGACCGCGAGCGAUCCAUUUUCCAUAUAAGAACAUUGCAUAUUAAUCAAUGUGAUUUUCUUGCUCUAAUAAUCCAAGCCUAAUGUAGCAAUAUAUGAGAAGUUCGAGCGCCUUAAAUGGUCGGUCAUAAACGUUCAUUAACGUAGGUGGAACAGGAACAUAAGAUUAAAUGGAUGUCGGAUGUUGUGAACAAGAAUGCAACGCGUUUAAAUUGGAUUGGCUUGAUUAUACAAUCAUAAAAAAGAAUACUGUUGAUAAUUGUUGAAGCAGUACAGCAUUAAAAUUGAUCUUUAAAUUGAUUUUUCUGUUUAUAUUCAAUAUAAAUAGAUAUAAGUAAUCAUAAUGUAGAUAAUACAAUAGAUUUUGAGUCUUGAAUUAAAUUAUUUUCUUCUAUGUUGAUACUAUAAUGUCAUCAUAUAACAACAUUAUUUAUAAUCAUUACAAUGAAAUGUAAACCAACAUUGAAUUAACACUUAGUAAUUAAUCUAAGAGAUGAUUUUGUAUAACUUUACAUUAUGUUCACUUCACAUAGAGGAUAAUAUUUUGGCAUGAUUUUAGAUGCCACUGUACAAUCAAGCCAAAUCUUUGGUAAAAUUGUGUACCUACUUUGAAAGUUGCCGUUUUGUUUAUCAGCUAUCUGAUGUAAAUGUAAAUAUUUGUCGCCAAUAAAUUGGUUACUAUAAACAAAAAGCCUUGAACUGAAAGUUCUCUUAAGCCCAUGAUAGACCAAGCCAUACAGUGCCCACUUGGACGUAUCACUUAAAACGCUCAAAAAACCUAAUGUUUAUAGAAUAAUGCAAAAUGCAUUCAAGUGGUUUGGCCGAAAAGUAUGUCCUACUCUAUUCUUUGCUAAUAUCAAAUCUAAAUCCACAGGCAUACUUAAACUUAAUUAUUUAAUAACAUUUGUUUUUUGGUAACAAUUGAACAGAAAUGAAUUAUGAAAAGAUUUUUACUUCCCAGUGUAAUUAAUUGGUUGAAAAAUACAAACAUUUUAAAUAUAAUUAUUCUUUUAUUUAUUAUUAAAAAUAGUAAACUAGAAUACCAUUAUAAAACUAGUACAGAAUGGACGGAUUGAUAUAAUAUCACAGGUUAGUUUAUACAAUUCUUAAAAUAAAGUACAUUCCUUUUUUACUGGAAAAAUAGUACAGUACAAUUUAAUUAAUGUUAAGAUUGUGGUUAUAAAUGGCACUACAAUAAGUCCAUAGUAUUAAAACGAAUAUGAUGCUGAUAUAAGUCCAUUACAAUAAUAAUUUAUUCUAGUAUUAAUCAUGUUAAUUUUUGAUAUGUGCCAGAGAACACAUUUUGUGGUAAUACCCUGAAAUCCUAAUUAAGGUGCGUGUCUGGGGCAUUUACUGUGUUAAAGUGAGAUUCUACUUUGAGAGUAAUGUAAAGGCAGAAUUCAAUUGAAAACAUGAAUUUCGGUAAAUAACAAUUUCUCAUAAGAGAUACAGAACGAUUUUUCACUUGAGGCAUCUAACAAAAAACACAAUAUUACACAAAUGUGUGUAAUAAACUAAGUAAAACAUAACUCAUAAAACACUGGUCUUCUUGCUUAGUAGGAAAGUCAUACCCAUGUCUAACAUAAGCAAUUCAUCAUGCACUCAUCACAUUCUCACAGAGUCAAUACAAUUUGAAAAAUCAUUAAAAUGAUUCCAACUUCACUCUCUUUUAUAAAUAUCAAUACUGACUUGUGCUUUUUCAUAAUAACGCUCAACUAAAGUUAAAGAAAUUAAAAUACAAUGCACGAUAGUAAUUAUACUUUUCCAAAUACAUAAAAUAUCUACUUAUUAACAAACUUAAGACUCCUUAUUACAUUUUGUAAAGAGUACAAAAAGUUACUAUAAAAAGCUCUACUCCUGCUUUAAAAUAUACUUAAAUAAAACCUAAAAGUAUAUAAGUAACACUAUGUAUAAGAAUAUUAAUAUGAAAAAAUAAUGCAACUAUAAAAACAUAAGUGGGUUUUGAUACCAGCACUGGUCUUAUUAGAUUAUCUAAUGCCAGCAAAAAACCAAAUUAACCUAAGUAUAUUUUUACUAUUAUUUGAAUGACUACAAGAUUGGUAAUACCAUAUACCUUUAGCAUUCUCUCACAGAAUAUUAAAUUAUUUAAAAAAAGCUGUGUAAUAUUAU
Ostrinia nubilalis (European corn borer) is the source of this 4840-nucleotide messenger RNA. It is a transcript of the gene alien, whose product is annotated as COP9 signalosome complex subunit 2. The record is from RefSeq and is a predicted model, not a curated record. Gene Ontology annotation, cellular component: COP9 signalosome. The transcript is spliced from 8 exons. Lineage: Eukaryota; Metazoa; Arthropoda; Insecta; Lepidoptera; Crambidae. Bases 90 to 1436 code for a protein of 448 amino acids. Gene Ontology annotation, molecular function: protein binding. Gene Ontology annotation, biological process: protein deneddylation.